Molecule: messenger RNA, 2101 nt
Organism: Corythoichthys intestinalis (scribbled pipefish)
Lineage: Eukaryota; Metazoa; Chordata; Actinopteri; Syngnathiformes; Syngnathidae
Product: F-box only protein 47-like
Exons: 10
Coding region: 578-1876 (432 amino acids)
Molecular function (GO): protein binding
Source: RefSeq, a predicted model, not a curated record
UUUAUGUGAAUACGGUCUUAUAGUUUGUACACUUCUCCGUAGAGCCAAACUAGGCUUUUAAAAAGCUCUCUGCUGUAAGAUUAACCGAGACCAACAAUUACCACUAGUUUACCAGUUCAUUUCGUUACAGAUGUGUCAUUUAUACAUGUAAAGCUACUUUGGUAAACGUUGUACUUUGGAUGACUUUACCAGAGAGAGUACAUAACAUCGCUCCAUAAACGCAAUAUUAAAAAUCGCGCCACUGCCAAGGGUCGCUAUAGCCUAUCGUGGAACAAGCUAAACAAAUUGGUGAGUUUCUUUUCAUUGCAAACAAUAAAGCUUAGUCGUGUUACAGCUAAGCAAGUAGGUUGAAACAGUGUGUGAUUAACAAUUAAGUGGAAAUAAACCGAUGUUUUCGUUUCAGUACAUAAUAUAUGACACAUUUAAGCCAUUUCGUGAACUAGCUAAUAUCCGAGCAUCGAUUUGUAAGUAUUUCCCCGCCUACUUCAGACGAAUAAAGAGGUCACCGAAUAAUGCUAGAUAUAGUUAUGUCUGAAACAAUGAUACGCUAAUAAAAUAUGGCAUUUAACAGUGAACAAUGGCGAAAGGAAGACCAGGAACGUACGCGCAUAGUCGUCGUCGUCGUGGAACUGUCGUGAACAGCAGUCAGACGAUGGAGGAGAUAAACUUUUUCCAAAAACUUCCACUGGAGUUGGUUCAUAUGAUUUUGGACAACCUAUCAGUGCUGGAGGUCAGUAAGCUCUGUUUAGCGUCCACACAAAUGAAUAGAUGUGUGGUGGACUAUAUCAGCACUCACGCCUGGAAAAACAAAAUGAUGCACCAUAGCUACCAUUACAUCAGUUGCCCUGAGCAGGAAUGUUUGAGUGGACAUUUCAGAGACCUGGGUGUAUUGUUCAAACGUUGUACAAUGCUGCUACCUACAAAGGAAAGGCUGAAAUGUGUCAUGUACACGUUUUCACAGGUUCCAUGCUUCUUACAGGAUAGUUGCUCACAGCCAAAUUGCAUUGGUUUCUUUAGAUAUGGAAUUUUUUUGCAGACCCUAAUUGCUGGGUGGGAUGAUCUGGAGUGCCAAAAAGUAUUCUCCUUUUUGUGUGAAGUCACCAAUUUGCUCCGUAAAAUUGAGGCAGUCACUACCAAUGGGAAACCUGGGCUGAAAUGCAAUGAAGAGCUAGAGCUUCGCUACUUCUGCCGUAAGGUUUUGCUGGACUUGUCACCGCACCCAUCAGAAUGUCGAUUUUGGCUCCUGCAGCUCCUGAGGCCCUGGCCUUUGGUCAGCCAGGCACACCUACUGUUAAUCCUAUAUGGACCACAACUGGCUACAGGCCCCAUCAGUUGGCAGGAUCUCGUGGAAGAGGUGCUGCCUCGGAAUGCUUUGGUUGACCUGGCCAAGUCCAUCAUUUUGGUCUUCAACAACCCCCAAAAUAAAAAAUCUUCCAUACAAUCAACCCUGGCCAUCUUCGAAGAGAUCACUGUAAUUCCUCAGGAAUGGCACGUGCAUAAUAUUGCUCGUCUCUUGGUGCUAUGUGGCCAUAAACUGUGCUACAUUAUCUUGGCCAACAAGGUCCAAUCUGGACAGAUCACAUCUGUUGCCACAAUAAUUGUCUUCAUUAUUCUGGUGUUUGAAAAGGACUACAAUAAAAUGAAUUGGGUGGUGAAUUUGGUGAAGCAGCUGCACAGGAGCUUCAGCAUAUCUGGGCAAAAGCUCACCUUCAUUCGCCUUCUGGAGUACAAGUGCUCAGACGUUAUGGCUCAGUAUCUUUCCACGUACGCAAAUGGAAACCGUGAUGAAAAUGGGGAAACUUUAUUGACCGCGAGUCAACUCUUGACUGCCAUUGGAAGAUUUCAUGCAAAUAUCCUGGAAGGGUUGCUUGAAUAAGGGAAGAAAGCAUAGAUUUUGCUUAGGUUGUAUUUCUUUGCUGCAUUACAAAAUAUUUAAUAUUAAAAAAAUAUAUAUAUAUUUAUUGACACAUUUAUUUAUUUGCAUUGACACUCUGUUAGUGAGGUUGUAAUGCAGUCUGUUCUUGGGUUCAGUUUAGCAGUUUCAUACUGGACUAUUGUUUUUAUGUUUGACACCCUCUCAGGGGAAGAAAAUUUGGAUUUC